AUGGAGACGGACCAAUUGUUGCAACUACUGAGUCCCGAUAUACAAGAGGCACAACAACGCACAACCGCACGUCUUCAGCACCAGGGUAGGGAAAAUGCGACGACCUCCAAAGUCGCGCGCAUAUACUAUCAGUCUCCCGAUACUGCAGGUAGUACAACUACAAACGCAGAACUGGUCAUCACGCCUACAGACAGCGACCCCAACGACAUGCACUGGCUGUCAGUCACGAGUACCAUCUGGUGCAUGACACAUUUCGAGCUGCUAUCAAUACAGAGCAGUAGCUCCGGGGGGAGGCGAUAG
Messenger RNA from Sphaeroforma arctica JP610, 300 nucleotides. RefSeq lists its product as hypothetical. The record is from RefSeq and is a predicted model, not a curated record. NCBI's taxonomy places the organism in Eukaryota, Ichthyosporea, Ichthyophonida. Bases 1 to 300 code for a protein of 99 amino acids. The transcript has a single exon.